GGGCCGGCGUGGCUGAAAGCCUUGCUUCUCGGGGGCGGGGCAGUGGGAUCACUCCAGCGACAUUGUCCGGCAGGCGCUGCCCGCUGCCCGCGGCUCCGGGCCCUGCGGCGCCUCCGCCCAACGCGCUCCCCGCCCCUCGGCCGCCACCAGACGCCUGGGGCCGGGGAAAGGGCCGCCGCGCAAGGGAGUAUGUGGGCGAGCCACCGCCAGCGCUGCAGCUGUCCCCACGAGAUGGCCAGUAACCCCUGUGCCAGGUAGCAUCCUGUACCAACUUUGAAUGUUAUCAGGAAGUUACUGGGUAGUAAACUUUCAUGAUUAUAACGUACUACUGAAGUAACUUGGAAAGAGAAGAAAACCAGAAUAGAAACCAUGGCGAAGAUAACUAGAGUUGGGUCGGCAUCCCCUCCAGAUGGAGGCUGGGGCUGGAUGAUAGUGGCUGGCUGCUUCCUUGUUACCAUCUGUACCCGGGCAGUUACCAGAUGUAUCUCCAUUUUCUUUGUGGAGUUCCAGACGUACUUUGCUCAGGAUUACUCACAAACAGCAUGGAUCCAUUCCAUUGUAGACUGUAUGACAAUGCUCUGUGCUCCACUUGGAAGCGUUGUCAGUAACCACUUAUCCUGUCAAGUGGGAAUCAUGCUCGGUGGCUUGCUGGCAUCUACUGGUUUCAUCCUGGGAUCAUUUGCCACCAGCCUGAAGCAUCUCUACCUCACCCUGGGAGUUCUUACAGGUCUUGGAUUUGCACUUUGUUACUCUCCGGCUAUUGCCAUGGUUGGCAAGUAUUUCAGCAGGCGGAAAGCCCUGGCUUAUGGGAUCGCCAUGUCAGGCAGUGGCAUCGGCACCUUCAUCCUGGCUCCUGUCGUUCAGCUCCUUAUCGAACAGUUUUCCUGGCGAGGGGCACUGCUCAUCCUUGGAGGGUUCGUCUUGAAUCUCUGUGUCUGUGGCGCUUUGAUGCGUCCAAUUACUCUUAAAGAGGACUGUUCGAGUCCAGAGAAGACUAGCGACCAUGGAACGCAGAGAGAAGACUGUAAGCAGGCAACUUCCUAUUCACCUCUGACCAAAGAAUGGGCACAGGCCUGUCUUUGCUGCUCUUUGCAGCAGGAGUAUGGUUUUUUACUGAUGUCGGACUUCGUCGUGUUAGCCGUCUCCGUUCUGUUCAUGGCUUACGGCUGCAGUCCACUUUUUGUGUACCUAGUGCCUUAUGCUCUGAGUGUCGGAGUGAGCCACCAUCAAGCCGCUUUCCUUAUGUCCGUACUCGGGGUGAUAGAUAUUGUUGGCAACAUCACAUUUGGAUGGCUUACUGACAGAAGGUGUUUGAAGAAUUACCGGUAUGUUUGCUACCUCUUCGCUGUGGCAUUAGAUGGGCUGUGCUAUCUGUGCCUCCCAAUGCUUCAAAGUUUCCCCCUUCUUGUGCCUUUCUCUUGUACUUUUGGCUACUUUGAUGGAGCCUACGUUACCUUGAUCCCAGUAGUGACUGCGGAGAUGGUGGGGACCACCUCUUUGUCAUCGGCACUUGGCGUGGUAUACUUCCUUCAUGCAGUGCCAUACUUGGUGAGCCCACCCAUCGCAGGAUGGCUGGUGGACACGACGGGCAGCUAUACUCCAGCGUUCCUUCUCUGUGGAUUUGCUAUGAUAUUUAGUUCCGUACUGCUUGGCUUUGCUAGAAUUGUAAAGAGGAUGAAGAGAACGAAGCUGCGGUUCCUUGCCAAAGAAUCAGAUCCCAAGCUACGACUGUGGACCAAUGGAUUGGUGGCUUACUCUGUAGCAAGGGAGUUAGAUCAGAAAGAUGAGGAGUCCAUGGCUACAGCUGUGCUAGGCUGCAAACUCACGUGACCAAUGUGGCCCUGUCCCUGGGAAUCUUCAAGGCUGGUGAACCUAAGGCCACCAGAUUGUUCACAUUUUGGAAGUAUUUUAUUUUGACAGAGUAUCACCUCCCAAGAAAAUUAUUAAUGCUGUUUUUGCUAAUAUAUUUAUAAGGGGAAAUAACCAAUAAGAGAGAAGUCUUGAGUAGCCUAGGGUUUCCUCAUUCAGGAUUUGUGCUCACUGUAAAACUUAGCUCCAUGGAGGAGGUCAGGACAUAAUUGAUGGAAUUAGAUGUAUUUAAGAGUAACUCUAAGGUAUAACUAAAGCAGAGACCACUGGGCAAUAGUUUUGUCAUCACAAAGAUCCUGUCUAUCUUUAUUCUCAUUUUUAACAGAAGCAUUGGACUGCUAGUUGAGAGUGAAGUUGCAGAGCUGGAUUCAUAAAUAGAGUGCCUCAAGUUUUCAAAAGAGUGCCAAAAGAGUAGUUGAGACUCCCUGAAAAGCAAUGGUUAAUACACAACAGAUUGUCUUUUAAUAGUUUCCCAGUCAACACUUGCCUCUUUCAAUGGAUUGUCAUCACGUUGCAUGUCUGAAUAAUCAUGAAAUGCUAUGGUUGGAAUGGAUUUUAAAGGGUGGCUGGUAGUGUAUUUCAUUUGUAACUGUCUAACUGAAACAGGAAGCUCUCUUCUUAGUGUGUCCCUGCCACUCACCUCUGUCACUCGCACAAACUUACUCUUAAUCCAACACAGCUCGUUGAGUGAUGGAACAACUUCUCCAUCUUUUCUGAAAUGUUAGUAACACCCCAAGUCCCCAUUGUGAAUUUGAAAUGUAGACACAUUCCUGUUAGGAAUAGAAGAAUGUUGACACUACUCCAAUUGAGCAGCAAUUGAAUUCUUGAGUCAGCAGGGUAACUGGUGGGAGUUUUCUUUGCAAACCAGUCAUUAGAGUCAUCCUUGUCCAAAAGAGGGCUUGGGGGUUUUCUUGUCAUAGUGAGGUUCUAAAAAUGGGAUUCUGUGCUCGCCCUGUUCAUUUUUGAAUCAUAGUUAUAAACCUGACUCAUCUGUUUAGAAGCUUCUGUUCAUUCUCAAAAACCCAACUCUUCUGCAACUUGGAAUCAUUUCUGAAUUUUCGGAUUGGAGAAGAGAAUAUGGAGGAAAAAAAGAGGAAGGGCAGGGCCCAGCUGUCUCAAACCCAUAGACUUAAGAGUCCCAAAUCCCCAAACAUGUUAUAUCUGCCCGGAAGUAGUGUUACGUAAUUAAAAGGGGAAUCUUAAUUAUUCAAGAGAUGAAAUCCAAGUCACAAGGAAACAUUUUGAUCUCAAAGGCCAUUUAACCUACUGUCCCCAAAAGGCUUCAGAGUAGCUUUUGCCAGACAUAGUGCUGGGAGAAAUAGCAAAGCAUUGAAGAAAGUCGAGGAUGGCUGAGUCCUUGUUUGAGCUGGCAUGUGUUUGUGUUGCUAUGUUAAUUUUAUAAGGGGAUACCAGCUUGAUUUGAUGGGGAAAAUGAUCCAUUGUAGCCUUUCAGGGGAUACGGAUGUUCUGUCUCUAUGUGUCCUGUGACUUUAGUUUUGAAUCCAUUCACUUUGUCAUUUGCAAUUUUAAGACUAUUUUGGGUACAUCUGUAAAAAUUUAAAGUUAAAAUGAAACACUUGUUUUGGAAUAACACUUUACCUUAAAUGUCAUUUUUUUCUAUCUUAAAAAUGGUUUCUUAAAGAAAAUAUGAAUGCCCUCAGGCGUAUGUUUUCAAAGCAUUGAUUAUAGUAAAUGUCAUUUAUGAUUAUAGUAAAUGUCAUUUAUGUGAUUCUAUAAUAUAAUUUCUCUAUUGUGUUUAUAAAAGAUUAGGAUAGUGAUCAAAGGUUUUAACAUUUUAUAUUAAAACAUUUCAGGUUUUUCACUUUAUACAUGCAAUAAAUUUGCAUUCUAACUCUCUGGGAACAUUUUUGAAGAACCAGUAAGAAAAGAUGUAGACCCUGGAGUUUACAGUUUUGACAUCUAUAUGAAUUUUUACUGUUUUUUCCUCUCCAUCUAUUUAAAUGGUUUCAAAGUGUAAGGAAUUCAUGGGAAUGGGAUAUUUUAUGGAAUGAAGAAUAAACUGUAGAGGAAUGAUUCUAUGCCUUAAGUAUUUGUUUAUCCAACUGUAAGUUUUACUUUGGAACUAAGUAGGAAAACAGAAGAACUGAUCUAACUUCUCAAUGUGCCAUUUGUUCCUUUGUUUAAAUUAGAAUUUUACUACUGGAUUAGAUAUAUAGGCUAAUGUUUUCCUAGUGCAAAGGCAAAAUAAAGUGUAUUUAUAGUCA
Molecule: messenger RNA, 4094 nt
Organism: Mesocricetus auratus (golden hamster)
Lineage: Eukaryota; Metazoa; Chordata; Mammalia; Rodentia; Cricetidae
Gene: Slc16a12
Product: solute carrier family 16 member 12
Exons: 7
Coding region: 370-1830 (486 amino acids)
Biological process (GO): transmembrane transport; monocarboxylic acid transport
Molecular function (GO): monocarboxylic acid transmembrane transporter activity
Source: RefSeq, a predicted model, not a curated record